AUGGCGUCUCCCAGCAUAGUCGAUGACGUUCGCGUGCUUUACAACGCUACCUAUAGCUUCGUCGAAUCGCCCUCUAUUCGCGUCCUUGUUGGCAGCGAUGAGCCACCAACGCCCUUCUUCGUCCAUGAAGCUCUGAUCACCCAGCGCAGCGUCUUCUUCGCGAAAGCAAUCGGUGGUGAUUGGAAAGAGUCUGCAGAACGCAGUGUGCCGCUUCCCGAUGACGAGCCAGCCGUGUUCUCGCUGUACUUGAUGUGCUUAUACACGAAGACACUCCCUGUCCAGACGCCAGAGUUGGAGACUGCUGAACAACAACAUCAGUAUAGGCUUCUGUGCAAGCUGUAUGUACUGGCUGAGAAGCUGAUAGACAGCACCACGAAGGACACGAUUUUUGCUGCACUUUCUGCGCACGCCCAGGAAAUCAACUUCGUUUUUCUGCCAGACAGCGACGCAGUUCAAAUCAUUUACGAAGGCACACCCGAGAACGAUGCAGCUCGCCGCUGGCUGGUCAACCUGUACACUGACCAUGGGCUUUGCGAUGAUUUGGGGCUCUGCGAUGAAUUGGGAGUGAUCCCAGCAGACUUUCCCAAAGACUUCCUAAUGGAUCUCGCAGUCAACAUGAUGGCGAAACGCGCUCGGCCUGGUGCCUACAAGUGGAUGGAAGAGAAGCUUGCGCAGACGCGCACAGAGCUCAUGGUCAACACCGCUGACCUGACGCGUAUCAAGCAGGAGCUGGAGCAGGCAAAGAGCGAGGUAGACCUCUUGAAACAAAGAUUAAACCCAUGGUAACCACAAGCCUGAGAGUCAUUUUAUCUGCCACUAAGUCUCGAGACGCAGCUUCACAAAGCUCGUUCAUUCGUGGAGAAGAGCAGCAGACUGCACGUUACUCCUGGUCUCCACGAUACAGAGUGAGCGCGAGGCAGCGAGAGACCGUGCAUAUACAUGAGGCCGUUACCACAACUUUUAUUCACGUAGACAAGCAGAAGAAAUGAUGAUUGAACGUUUUGAUCCGGAACUCCAUUGAGCUAUAUAGCUACCCGUGAUAUCCCAACCUAAAUGAAGAAAAAUAGGCACUUGCACAUGACCUAUGUAAAU
This is a messenger RNA of Boeremia exigua, 1092 nucleotides long. RefSeq lists its product as uncharacterized. Gene Ontology annotation, molecular function: protein binding. The transcript has 3 exons. The record is from RefSeq and is a predicted model, not a curated record. Bases 1 to 786 code for a protein of 261 amino acids. Lineage: Eukaryota; Fungi; Ascomycota; Dothideomycetes; Pleosporales; Didymellaceae.